This is a messenger RNA of Haemorhous mexicanus (house finch), 4301 nucleotides long. It is a transcript of the gene SRF, whose product is annotated as serum response factor. NCBI's taxonomy places the organism in Eukaryota, Metazoa, Chordata, Aves, Passeriformes, Fringillidae. Gene Ontology annotation, molecular function: protein dimerization activity; RNA polymerase II cis-regulatory region sequence-specific DNA binding; DNA-binding transcription factor activity, RNA polymerase II-specific. The record is from RefSeq and is a predicted model, not a curated record. The transcript has 7 exons. Gene Ontology annotation, biological process: positive regulation of transcription by RNA polymerase II. The coding region runs from base 83 to 1537 and encodes 484 amino acids.
CGGGGCCGUGAGCGCGGAGCGCGGCGGGGACAUGGCGGGGCCGGCCUGACCCGGCCCGACCCGACCCGCGCUCGCCGCCGCGAUGUUGCCGAGCCAGGCCGGGGCCGGGAACGGCGCCGCCGCCGCGCUGGCCCGCGGCUCGGGGCUGGGCCGGUCGCCGGUGCCGCGUGGGGCGAACGGCGGCGGGGCGGCGGCGGGGGCGCCCGGGGGCUGCCUGAAGCGGGAGGCGCUGUACAGCGGCAGCGAGGGCGACUCGGAGUCGGCCGAGGAGGAGGAGCUGGGCGGCGAGCGGCGCGGCGUGAAGCGUGGCCUGGCCGAGGCGGCGGCGGCGGCAGCGGCGGCGGGGCCCGCGGCGGGAGCGGCGGCGGCGGCCGCCUACAGCGGCGGCGGGGGCGGCGGGGCCGUGAGCGGAGCCAAGCCCGGGAAGAAGACGCGGGGCCGGGUGAAGAUCAAGAUGGAGUUCAUCGACAACAAGCUGCGGCGCUACACCACCUUCAGCAAGAGGAAGACCGGCAUCAUGAAGAAGGCCUAUGAGCUCUCCACGCUGACUGGCACUCAAGUCCUGCUGCUGGUGGCCAGUGAGACGGGCCAUGUGUACACGUUUGCCACACGGAAGCUGCAGCCCAUGAUCACCAGCGAGACGGGGAAGGCGUUGAUCCAGACAUGCCUCAAUUCCCCAGACUCGCCGCCACGCUCGGACCCCACCACUGACCAGCGCAUGAGUGCCACUGGCUUUGAGGAGACAGACCUCACCUACCAGGUGUCUGAGUCAGACAGCAGCGGGGAGACCAAGGACGCCCUGAAACCUGCGUUCACUGUCACCAACCUGCCGGGAACAACGUCCAUCCAGACAGCCCCGACCACCUCGACCUCCAUGCAGGUCAGCAGUGGCCCGUCAUUCCCCAUCACUAAUUACCUGGCGCCAGUGUCUGCCAGCAUCAGCCCCAAUGCCGUCACCAGUGCCAACGGGACAGUGCUGAAGACUACUGGAGCCAGUGCAGUGACGUCUGGGGGCCUCAUGCCGAUACCCACUGGCUUCACCCUCAUGUCAGGUGGUACCAUGGCUCAGCAGGUUCCAGUCCAGGCAAUCCAGGUGCACCAGGCACCGCAGCAAACGUCUCCCUCUAGUGACAGCAGCACUGACCUUACCCAGACCUCUUCCAGCGGAACAGUGACCCUCCCAGCGACCAUCAUGACGUCGUCUGUGCCAACCACCGUGGGCGGCCACAUGAUGUACCCCAGCCCGCACGCGGUGAUGUACGCGCCCACCUCCGGCCUGGCCGACGGCGGGCUCGCGGUGCUCAACGCUUUCCCGCAGGCGCCCUCAGCGAUGCAGGUGUCCCACGGCCAGGUCCAGGAUCAGGGUGGCGUCCCCCAAGUGUUCCUGACAGCCCCAUCAGGCACGGUUCAGAUCCCAGUCUCAGCUGUCCAGCUUCACCAGAUGGCUGUCAUCGGGCAGCAGAGCAGCAGUGGCAGCAGCCUGACAGAGCUGCAGGUGGUCAACUUGGACACCUCACACAGCGUCAAGAGUGACUGAGAGGCCUCUGCUGCCGGCCUUCUGUUUCUGGCUUGUCAUGCCAGUGUCGGGGCUGGCAGCAACUCCUUCUCGUACAGACUGCACCAGUUAUUUAUUGUUGCCUUUUCACGUUUCCUUCAUCCACACAUGCACACACACACACGCACUCACCCACCCCCACACACACAGGCAUGCGCGUGGGGCUGCAGGACCCACCCCGGGUGGAGCCGUGCUGGGGCCGUGCAGGGCUUGGGGCAUUUGGAUGCUGCAAUAGCUGUGCUUGUCUCACGCCAGCCAAAGAAAUUUGUCUUUUGAGGGGAGGAUUGCUCUGCACUGUAAAUAAAUACUGCAGGCCAUUCCCAGCUGGAGGCUCUGGCUCCUUCUGGGUGCUCUGAGUCACCUUGCCCAUGAGUAUUUACUCUGCGUGGGGCUCAGCUUAGACCCGGAGCCGUCGUGCAGGUGCAGCUUGGAGCAGAGUGGGUUGUGGCUGUGCUGCUGGCCUCAGCAAUGUGCCUUUGUGGGGGUGACAGGUCCUGGCCGCAGCAACUCACCCAGGGCUCUGGACAGGAGAGAAGGGCCAGCUUGCAUGUGCAUCUCUGGGCCUGCAUGCCCUCUCCCCGGAGGGCAGGGCGCAGCUGGGUGGCAAAUGGCCCUGUCCUCCUCGUAUGCACUACAGUGAGCCCUCUGCCCUCAGUGCCUCCUCGCUGGGCUGCCUGGCAGAUUUUCAGCCUGACUGGCCCUGCCCCGGCGGCUGCCCUUGCACAGGUGAGGUGGUGAGAUAGAUGCCCAGGAACACAAAGAUGCCCUGGAGAGCUCCUCAGGGGCCCUGUGCUCUGCUCAGCCCCACACUCUCAGCCCUCGCACUGCUUCUGGACUCCAUACACCCAGGGGAACAUGGCUGGGUCUGUCCUUCAUCCCCCUGCAGCUCCAGCCAGCGCUUUCAAAAUUUCUGUGUCUGAUGCAAGGUGGAGAAACAACUCAAAUGUCAAAGGGAAGAGCCCGUGGGGCACUGAGCUGCUGGGCAGGUGGCAGGCUCUUCCUCUGAGCACCAGGGUGACCUGAAGGCCAUUCUGGGCUGUGGGGGAGCAGCUGUGAUGCCUGUACAGGCUCAGCAAGGCUGGGGGAGAAGGGCUGGGGCAUGCUUGGUCCUGCAUGGGAAUUGCUGUGAAUGGCUCUGCUACCUAGCCCUGUCCCUGGAGGGAGAGUGAGCAAGUGAGAGAAGCUGCUGAAUCCUUAGGGGAAGAAGCAGCUACUGUAACUUUUUUUUUUUUUUUAAGUUAAAGACAAAAGAAGCCUUGGAGAGAAAAAAAAAAAAAAAGAAAAAAAAGAAAAUUACUUUAUUUUUCUAAGUGUUAAACUCAGUAUUUAUGUAAUUCUUUAAGGAAUAAAAGUUUGGCUCCUGUACAGUUUUAAUGGGGUUUGUACCAGGGGGAUGGGAGAGGGGUGGGUGGGCGGGCAUGGAGGCAGGAAAGGGGCCUUGCUUUUGAGUUUGUAUUGUAACCUUGGACAUGUUCCCUCAGCAUUAGCGUUUAAGCUGCACUCUCCAUCCACCAGCAUGUGCCAGGGAUCAAGCUGAACCGAGUGGGAUGCUUGUUUCCUACUUACUUGUAACGAGGACUUCAUACCCAUAAUUUUGGGCUUAAUGGGCAGAAGUCGAGUGAAGACCAGCAGUGGCCGGUCUCUGGAAGUGGUAAACCCAUUCCUCAGAAGCAGGCAGUUUGCAGUGUGCCCAGGAGCCAGAGGUGGGCUGGGUUUUCUGAUGACCACCCUGUUCACUUCUGGUCCAGGGACCUACAGCUGUUCUGUCACUGUCGCUGCUCUUGGCACGGAGCAGUGGUGCCUGUGACUGCCUAAGGGAUCCGGGUGUCCCCACUCCUCCCUGUGGUGAGUGACCAGCAGUGGCUAAUCCCUUUUCUCCCUGCUUGCUGUGCAGGCAGCAUCUCCUGAACUCCUGGGUGACAGUCUGGGCUGUAUUUCCCCCUCUGCAGCCAUUCUGCAGAACACAGAUGGGGACAGGUCUCCUCCAAGCUCCCUGUGUAAAGAAUUUCCAGAAGAGCCUUUCAGCCCUUGAUCUGUUAGCAGCCUGGGAAGGGCUUGUGGGGAGUGGAGUGGCCCAUCUGGUGAGGGUGAUGUUGCAUGCUGCCUCCCCUUAGAAUUCUUGCUCUAAGAGUGAUGCAAACUCUGCAGCUCAGAGCAUGUGGGAGUGCUGAGCCACGUCCCAUGGCUCGGUGUAGGAAAACUGCUCCGUGAUGCUUCCAAAACCACAUAGGUACCUAGGAGUUCAUCCAGGGAGAAGUGUGGGAUCAGAGUUUGCAUUGUCCUUUGCCCCAGCACAUCACUGUGGCCUGGCUUUGCUCUGCUUUGCUUCUGCUGGCACUAUAGAGCAGAGCUGUUGGGCCAGAAGGGCAGGAGAGCCCCUGCUGCUACAGGGUGUGUGACUGCAUCCCCUCCCUGGCUCCCCAAAGGCAACUGCUGGUUAAACGCUAAUGGUGUAUUUUAUUUAAGUGCAGACUUGUAAGAACACUUGUGUAUCAGGGAUGAAAUGGCAUUUAUUGUGUGGUGACAUUUUUAGUUCAUUUUACUGGUUUGAGGGGUGUGUGUGUGCGCGCGCGUGUGUGUGUGUGUACGCAUAAGUGUGUGUGGGAUUAUUUUUUUUUUCCCUCCAGUUUCCAGGGUUGUGUUUCUGGAAGGAUGUGGAAGUAAUCACAGUACUAUGUACAGAGCUUUCUUUUGUAUUAAAAAAAAAAUUUACUCUUUCAAUAAAUGUUAUCAUUUUGUGCACAGA